CAUGCACCAUGUACGCGGAUACGGAGCAUUUGUAGCGAAUAUCGCACCAUGAAUUCAAUUUUGUUGCGCGGGUUACAGCCACCUCGGACCCCUAGUCUCUUGGCCUUCAGUGACUACCGCGAGGCAGAACAAGCGAAUGGAGGGAAGCAAUCAUCGGUCACAGCUAACGGAGCUUUACUGGAGUAUGAAACGCUGGAGCUCCGAGUGCACCCCCCGAACGUGCGGUAAUGUCACGUGGAUGCUUUCGCUGUUGACACCUUCAUACAGUUUCUUUCCCUACAGGUGAACAUAGACAACGAAACGUAUUCAGAUCGCACCCUAAUAACACUGGAUAGCGCGAACCGUCCCGGGACAUUGGUGGAGGUUGUGCAACUCCUUACCGAGUUAGGACUUUGCGUCAUCAAGGCGCGCAUAUCUUCAGAUGGUGGCUGGUUUGUUGAUGAAUUCUCGGUCACGGACUCGGGAAAGAAAGUGACAAACGAGCGCAAACUUCGGGCAAUACGCAAGGUCCUCUCAGUAGACGCAGACCCCAGCGCCGACAACGACAUCACGACCAACGCCGCCGCCGCCGCAGCAACCGCAGCCAACUCCUCCUUCGAAGAGGCGUCCCAGUGCUCCACCGUGUUUGAGCUAGCGGGCAACGACCGCAUGGGGCUGCUUGCCGAUGUCAUCGCGCUGCUCAAGAACAACGGCUGCGAGGUGCGCAGCGCCGCGGUGUGGACGCACCACCACCGCUGUGCCUUUGUCAUCAGCGUGCUUGAAGGCGCCCCCGGGCUACCCAUCCGGGAUGGCAUCAAGCUUGCACGGCUGCGGCAGCUGCUGCUUGCCAUGAUGGACCCGCAAGGGGCGGCUGACUCGGUGGUCAGCGUUACGUCAACCAAGGGCGUCAUUCAUUACGAGCGCCGGCUACACCAGCUGCUGCUGCGGGAGGAGGAGGCGACGUGGCGGCGGCAGACCGGCCUGGCAGCGCAGUACGAGCAGGAUAUUGCGGAGCAGCAAGCGCAGCUGGAGCGGCGGUUUGGGGGCGGGGCGGCGAGUGCGAGUGCGGGUGCGGCCUCAAUGCCGGGGAGUGUUGGCGGGGCGCCCAGCUCAAGUGCAACGACUACGUCAAGCACACGUACGGCAUCUGGGUCGGGCGCUCGGUCGCUGCAAUCCUCGGCUUCUGCGCCUGCGGGCGCGCUGUCACCACCGAGCGGGGUGCUUUCCUCCACGCUGUCGGCGACACCGGCCACAGCUGAGGCUGCAGCCGCCGCAGUAGUAGCCGCGGCCGCCGCUGCUAACGUUGCCGUAUCCGCAGGGUCCCCAACAAUGGGGAGUCCUGACGGCAGCGCGCACGGCAGCGGUGCCGCCGGGGCAGGUGAAGCCAACGCCAGCGCCAGCGGCAGUGCCGCCUGCAAUACCUCCACGCUUGAAGCCUCUGCUGUCGCCUCGGAAGGGAGCGAGCCGCCUUCCAUAGCUGCUGCCUCCGCUAGGCCGCCACCUGGGUCAAGACCGCCGCUGCUAGAUGUGAACGGCGGGCGGUCGACGGUUAAGAACGGCGGGGGCAAGACGGAGUCGCUGGCCUCAUCUGCCGACUGCCUAUCGGGUCAGGGUGCUGGCGGCGCUUCCUCGGGCAGCGUUUCUGGAUCCACCCUGUAUGAUUUCCCGGCGGCGGUGUCGACCGCAUCCUCGCCACGUAGCUCCAUGCCGGCGGCAACGCUAGCGCCGCCGCCCUCGCCGCCGCCACCGCUCGCGCCGCCCGCAUCCUCCACUUCGCCAGCCCAGAAGCCGGAGGUUUGGGUGCAGCAUUCCAAGCAGCACAACUACUGGACUGUCAACAUACGUUGUCGUGACCGGCAGAAGCUGUUGUUUGACACGGUGUGCACGCUGGCAGACCUCAACUACGACGUCUACCACGGCGCCGUAGACUGCGAAGUAGAGCGCGACAAGGCGGGUGUUCGGACGAGCAUCGCCGUACAAACCUUCUACAUGCGGCCCCGCUACGGCGACUCCUUCUGGGACCCCAAGAAGGCCGCCAAGCUCAAGUACAUGCUAGAGACCGCCAUUCAGCGCCGCCAGCCGCAGGGCACCAAGGUACACAUUCACGGCGUGCCUAGCGGCCCCGGCAGCACUGGGGGCGCGGGCGACCUGCCCUCUCUCACGGCCGUGUGGCGCGACUUUGGGUUGUGCAUCAGCCGCGCCAAGGUACGUGCGCUGGGCGGGAGCGCGGGGGAGCAUACGUUCUACCUUGUGGAUCACAACGGCCGGCCGCCUGCGGAUACGGUGGUGCAAUCUGCAUGCCAGCAGAUUGGCGGGGUGCGGGUGGCGCGGCCGGAUGGUGCGGGUGGUACGCCGCCCGGCGGAGGUGCUGUCGUACCGGGCACGGUUGCGGCGGCAGCAGCAGCGGCGAGGGCGGCCGCGGCGGCGGGGGCGGGGGCGGUUCGCAGUGAGGCGGCGAGGUUUGGGUUUACGGUGUAUUCUAGGCCGGGAUGGAGCGUUGGGAGCCGUGGCAGCCCUGCAAGCAGUGUAGCGGACUCGAUUUGAUGAUAUAGGUAGGUUGAUGGAUAGUUCUGCAUGUGCAAGUCGAGCAUGUGCUGUUGUGGGUGGUGGUGGUGGUGGUGGUGACUUUAGGUAGCAUGUGGAUAGCGGGUGACGUGACGGUGCUUGUGCUACUCCGAAACGUAGGAGUGGUUGGGACCACGCAGGUGUUUGUGUUUGCGCUGAGUGUACUGCAGGCCCGGUGCAGAAGCAUGCAUGCAUGCAUGAUGCAGUGGUGCAAAGAUGGAAAUAUGGGAGUCUAGAUACAUAGGUUACGUCGACGUCAUUCGCGUGUCGCUUGUGUCGAGAUUUGAGACGGUGCCAUAUCUUGUAGUGCUUAUUAGGAUUCCGCGAUUUACGCGUUAGGUGUCGCUGACAGUCACAGUAGGGUGCAGAUACCCCGCAGAUAGUACUUCUUGUAUAGGACACUGAGGCAGUAGUAGCAUCAGGGAUAGGUGGAUACCCGGUGCCCCAAGUGAUCGGCAUUGUAGGGCGUGCUGGCAGCCUGGUCCCCGAGUAGUUCAUGAGUACAAAGCUUUGCAUGAGCGGAGCACAUUAUGCAUGUUGAGGAACGCCGGCGUGUUCUUUCACCUAGCUAAUUUGAGUAUUUAGGUGUUUUACAAUUAGACCAAGACAGGUUGAGUCUGUCUUGCAUUCACAGUGCAGCUAGGUCAUUCACUAACAACUGAAACCGCGACAGUUCAGCCUGCUGUCGACCCGCAUCGGCCCG
Messenger RNA from Astrephomene gubernaculifera, 3247 nucleotides. NCBI's taxonomy places the organism in Eukaryota, Viridiplantae, Chlorophyta, Chlorophyceae, Chlamydomonadales, Astrephomenaceae. The record is from the annotation of a GenBank genome assembly.